This is a messenger RNA of Sebastes umbrosus (honeycomb rockfish), 2325 nucleotides long. Its product is annotated as C2 calcium-dependent domain-containing protein 4C-like. Bases 434 to 1732 code for a protein of 432 amino acids. The transcript has 3 exons. The record is from RefSeq and is a predicted model, not a curated record. NCBI's taxonomy places the organism in Eukaryota, Metazoa, Chordata, Actinopteri, Perciformes, Sebastidae.
UGACGUUCUCUUUAAAAAGAAAACAAUGAGGCGUGAGAUGUGAGAAGUACAUAAUGUGCAACAGUUUACUGGUGAUGAAAUAACAGAUGAAGCCUUUAAAUGAGUUCUUCCCUCCUCGUGCCUGGAUGCGCAGGGAAUAUAGUUUCAUGGUGAAUAUCAUGGGAAGCUUUCACAACCUUCUCAUUGGCUCAGAAGUCAGAGACCCCGUCAUAUAAAGCGAGAGAGUCUCUGAUCUAGCAGCCUUUUCCUGCUGGCAAGCCUUUUGGAUCACACUUCAACUAACCGGGAGAAUCCCUUUUACGCACGGAGCGUUUGGAGCGUUUGGAGCGCUCUUGGAGAGGUUGAGACGAGCGCAGCCGGAGAUCCAUCUUCCAAAAGGAAAAGAGUUGUACAGCCAACAGACUCCACUGUGAGCUGAGGCAUUUGAGUGGGCAUGUGGCUCCUGGAGAAGCUCCGUAGCUCUGUGGAGAGCCAUGGCACCCAUUCCCAGCAACCUCACACUGUAGAGGCCAUUCCUGUCUCUGUUUACGCCAACGUCCUCACUCCAGAAAAGAUCCCGGAUUUCUUCAUCCCCCCCAAACUUAUCUGCUGCCCUCCAGAAGACUCUCCCACCCCGGAGCCCCAGCACUUCUCCACCUUACGACCCUCCGUGUCUGACCACGUCAUCUGCAGCCAGAGCCCCAGAGCUCGGAGCAGCAAGAACCCCUGCAGCCCUCGCCUCUUCUCCCGCCUGGGAGGAGACACACGCAACCUCCAGAAGUCAGCCAACCGUCACAUCAUCCAAAUAGAGAGCGCUGACGAGCCGGGCGGUGCGGGAUCUGUGGACAGGGUCAGUGUCAACACAAACGCUGACCCCCAGUCGCAGACCGCAAUGUCUCUGCCGUACGUCCCCAAGGCUCAGACCUCGUAUGGCUUCUCCACCCUGGUGGAGUCUCCUCACACCCGCCGCAAGGAGAGCUUGUUCCACAGCGACCCCAGCAGCCCUUUAACCUCCCCGAACACCCAGAGGCGCUCCCAAGCGGGGGGGACUCUUCUGGCCCCGGCUGACUCCAACCCCUACCGCUAUUUCAGCGGCGGAGAGAGUGACACCUGCUCCUCUGCAGAGUCAUCCCCCUUUACCUCCCCUCUCCUGUCACGCUCUGCCUCUCUCCUGCGCUCCAUCACCCAGGAGACACAAGCCAAGGUGUCUCGUGCCAAGCGCUCCCUGGCACGCCACAGUUCUCUCUCCACUGAUGAGUGCAGCUCGGCAGACAACAGCCCCAACAUGCAGCGUCGCCGCAUGCGGUGCCCUCCCUCCCCAGCCUUCCGCGGAUGUAAAGGCAGCUCUAGGGGUGCUGCGUCAGACCUCCUGCAGCGUGAGCACACCAUUAACCUCCACAAGGGGGGCACGGUGAGGCUGAGCACUCACUACGAGCCGGAGGCCUCUCGGCUGAGGGUACGCGUGCUCACGGCCGAGGCCCUUUACGACAAGCAGACGGACCCUAAGAGCAUCAACUGCUGCGUGGCGCUUUACCUGAACCCCGGCAAGCAGCAGAAACAGAGGAGCACCAUCAUCAAGAACAGCAGGAACCCAGUUUUCAACGAAGACUUUUUCUUUGACGCGUUGCCCCAGACGCAAGUCAAGAGUCUGGCCAUGAAGAUAAAGGUAGUGAACAAAGGGACUAGUCUGAGGAGAGACGUGCUUCUAGGGGAAAGGGAGGUGCUGCUCAGCGAGCUGCUCGCGGGCCUCUAGGGAGCACCUGUCAAGACUUGGGUGAAAACAAGCAGCUCCACAUCUGGAAGGGGCCCUUUCUUCUCUGGCUGCCUUUUCAUCCCACUGAACAGAUCUGAUAAAUACUGGGCAGGUUGGAAGCAUGCUGAUGACAAGGGAGUUGUAUCUUGCACACUGUGUUACAAAAACACUGAAGCCUCUGUAGAAUUAAAAGUUUAUCAAGUUGCCAUCACUAUCUUCUUUAUAGAGGUCUGUCCAGGUUAAACCACCAUUCUUUACAUGCUUACCAGUAUAUUCGUGAUCAGUGGAGCCGUUGUCCUUGUUUGUGUAUUUCUAUGGAAGUAUUGAGUUACAAAAAGUGUUGCCUUCUCUCAUGAGAACUGUGACGUUGCUCAAUAUCCUAUCAGCUGUGAUGAUCCUGUUACGGUUGGACUGUAGUUUUUGUAAUAAUGUAGUAAUAUUACAUGUGCACGUUCCUGUGGAAUCUAAUAAAGCCUCUGUUUACUUGAAAGAAUUUAUAUUUGGAAAUUAGAUUUUAAUUGGAUGUAAUGUUAAUAUGACUGUUGUUGUGUGACAUGCUUUUUGAACGUAUGAAUAAAAACACUAAACUCUCA